AUGGCAUUGGACCGAGUUAAAGUAUUUGGAAUUGCUGGCUUGUUCUUGUUUAUUUUUAGCAUUAUUCACCAUACUAAAAUUAUAUUGAAAAGUGGUUGGCCAAUGAGAAAAGCAUGGAGUAAGUUACCUUCAUCGUUCGAAUGUCGCGCUUAUAUCUUCAAUGUGACGAAUCCAAAAGAAAUAGCCAAUGGAGAAAAGCCUAUAGUUCGCGAAGUCGGACCUUUCGUAUACGAUGUUUGGCAAGAGAAAACACAGCAAAUGGAUCACGAAGAAGAUGAUACGUUAUCAUAUGCGACCAAGAAAACUUUUUAUUUCAACUCUGAAAAAAGUAAAGGCCUCUCUGAUGAUGACGAACUGACGAUUCCUCAUUUACUAUCGUUGGGAACAUCUAAUGGAGUAAUGAAAGACAAAGCCGUUUUUCUAUCAGUCGCGUCCAAAGCAAUCGAUAGUGUACUGCGAAAUCCUGAAAGUGUAUUUGUUAAAGAAAAAGUUAAAACACUGUUGUUUGACGGUUUUGAAAUUGAUUGUCGAGAGCCCGAAGAUUUCUUUGGUAAUGCGUUCUGCAGCGAUGUAAAAGAAAGCUGGCAAGAGUAUCGUUUGAUGAAAAAAGAUGAAAAUUUUUAUACCACAUCCGUAUGGGGAACGCUAAAUGCCACAGAUACUGAGUUGGGGAAAUCUCGCAUUCAUCGAGGAAUGACAAAUAUGUCAAAGAUUGGCGAGCUUGUCGAGUUCAACGGGAAGAAGAAUUUGUCUACGUGGAAAAAUGAAUACUGCGAUGCAUUUUCUGGCACUGAUGGUACAAUGUUUCGUCCUUUUCUCAGUGAGAAAGAAUCAGUUGAGCUAUACGUUACUAGUGCUUACAUGUGCCGAAGAUUACUCUAUCAUUACGAGUCAAAAAUCAAAUUUUCAGGAAUGAAGCUUUUGAGAUUUACAACAACAAUGGGAACUGACAUGGAAACCAAUCAACGAGAUCAGUGUUUUUGCAUAGCCCCGGAUCGAUGUUUAAAGAAUGGUGUUUUUGAAUUAUUCAGAUGCCUUAAUACGCCACUUAUACUUUCAAAUCCACAUUUUUAUUUAGCUGAUCCAUAUUAUGCCAAUUCAGUUAGAGGAGUAAAGCCGAUCAAGGAAAAACAUGAAACAUUUAUUGAUGUUGACCCACUGACCGGCGCGGUUAUUAAUGCAAGGUUACGAAUGCAAUACAGCUUAUUUCUCAUGAAAUUGGAAAAAUACAGAUUGGUACAGAACUUUCCUGAAGCAUUAUUACCAAUAAUGUGGAGUGAAGAAGUACUUGAACUACCGGACAUUGUAAUGAAAAAAAUUAAAUCCAUUCACAGAACCAUUACAAUGAUGAAAAUCUUCGAAUAUUUUAUGAUGUUUGGAGGAUUAGCUAUGUGUGGCUAUUCAGGAUAUCUCGAGUACACCAAACAGAAGGCUAAUGUCGCUGUGGAAAAUAUUACCAGCGUUGACAGCCACAACAAUUACAAUGGAAAUGAAAAAGGGUCAGCUUUACGAGGCAGUGGAAUUGGCUCUGACACGGUGCCACCAAAUAUAGAUUAA
Phymastichus coffea is the source of this 1557-nucleotide messenger RNA. RefSeq names its product sensory neuron membrane protein 1-like. The transcript has 8 exons. Gene Ontology annotation, cellular component: membrane; cytoplasm. The coding region runs from base 1 to 1557 and encodes 518 amino acids. Gene Ontology annotation, molecular function: scavenger receptor activity. The record is from RefSeq and is a predicted model, not a curated record. Lineage: Eukaryota; Metazoa; Arthropoda; Insecta; Hymenoptera; Eulophidae.